This is a messenger RNA of Daldinia caldariorum, 867 nucleotides long. RefSeq lists its product as uncharacterized. The transcript has 2 exons. NCBI's taxonomy places the organism in Eukaryota, Fungi, Ascomycota, Sordariomycetes, Xylariales, Hypoxylaceae. The record is from RefSeq and is a predicted model, not a curated record. The coding region runs from base 216 to 719 and encodes 167 amino acids.
UGAUUCAACUCGGAUAAUUAUUAAGUCGGUGACUUAACUGCUUAGGUUAGUCGGUGAGUAAAUAUUAGUUACCGGUUGGACGCAUCCAUAGAUGACUUCUCAUGCAGUUAGAAAGCACCCUUUAAUUGCUGUGCAUCCUUGAGAUGAUUAUUUCUACAGGUCCUUUGAAAUUAUUUUACUUUGAAAGAACGAUUGAACAUAUUAGUUAGGUAGACAUGACUGCUUUAACGGCGAGUUCUUUAACACCAGUAGGGAUGUCAGCCAUUCGACUCAUCCCUGUUGCAACCACCUUAGCCUUAACUACCUGUCACUAUCUCCAACACCUGAUGUUCUCCUCAUUUCUCUCGACCAAAGCCCCGGCCCCAGGCAGCCUGCGCGUUCUCCCUCAUCUAGUUCGAGUCUGUUUCUGGGGUAUUAUUCCCUUCGUGCUCGUUCUAGAAUUUUCUUCGUACGGCUGUAUUGCUGCCAACAUAUACUACUGCACCUCACUUCGAGGAUGGUACGCCUUCGGAUUAGCUUUCUCUCUGUCACAUCUCGUCAACGCGCCGUACGCUUGGAGUCUGCUGAAGGUGAUAAUGAAUGGAGACGCGACAACGGAGAAAACAGAGAAGCAGGAACUGAGGGAUGCACUUAAGAACUUUGUUCGCAUGAAUCAAUUAAGGAUCUUCUUGACAGAACUUCCACUGAUGGGUAUCGUACAUAGAGGUGCGUUGGCAUAAAGCAAUGGCUUGUUGAUAAAGUCCAUAAACUCGCCAUCUGAUCUGCAGGUCAAUAGCCUAGUUCUCGCAUAAUAUAUAUGUGAUACUUGUCGGUCACCCUUGAAGAAAAAAAAAGGAAAUUUUGAUAUUGUACGAUCCUUAACCAUUG